Molecule: messenger RNA, 1629 nt
Organism: Dermacentor andersoni
Lineage: Eukaryota; Metazoa; Arthropoda; Arachnida; Ixodida; Ixodidae
Molecular function (GO): metallopeptidase activity
Source: RefSeq, a predicted model, not a curated record
UCAAAAUACCAAGGCUGGUCGGCCUCCUGUUCCACGCAGGCGUCAUGCAGCAACCGCCAGGUCAGAAGAACAUGCCCGAUGCCGGACAGGAAGACCCAAACAUGAUGCCGAUGGAAGGCAUGCCUCCUGCCCAAGAACAAAACUGGAUGGACUACGCGUUGGAGCUGAACCCGUACCGCAAGACCAUCGAGGUGUUCCUGAUGCUGGCAAUGCUGACCACGUGCCUCGGUGUGGCCGGCUACUGCAUCCUCUCUUACCUCAUCGUCGAGUACUUCUUCGCAUCCGGAGGCCUGCUCCGCGCGGCGGAAACCGAAAUGGAGAUAUGCACGGACGACGCCUGCGGCGAGUACGAGCACCGGACCAUGGGCUUUGUGGAUUGGAGGGGCAGCCCAUGCGAGAACUACUUUAAGUACGCCUGUUCUGGCUUCCAGAAGGAGGCCGUCGAUCUGAACUUCGCGGAGUACAGGCCGCACAACGAAGUGAUAGACAUCGAGUACGGCAUCCUCAUCGAACUCCUCUUUAAAGAUGGUUCCGACCAGUGGCCCAGCAAAAUUUUCGAGCUGCACAAGAUUGCCAAGGAAGCGUAUCGUAUCUGUCGCGCUACCGAAGGUUUUCACGCCGAUCUUGUCAGAGAACUGUACUCGGCGAAGUCGCGGGGCGUCAGCUACGUCAUCAGCAAGUUCGAGCAGCUGCACCCGAUAUGGCCUUUCUACACGCCGGUUGUCGGGGAUAUGAAAUGCUACCUGUUUCCACCGGAGAUGUUCGUGCCUGUGACAGCAUACAAGAACGACGACUUCAUGGACGAAUUCGUGGCCGCCUUUCUGAACCACCUCAAGGACAGCGGCUUGGACGACACUACCGAAGUCAGGAACGACAUUGAUUUCUUCCUGAGCGUGGAAAAGACCAUGGCUGGGCUCUCGACUCAUCCCAAGCGACGCCUCUACAAACCCAUCGAGCGAACCGGCUCGACGAACGACAUUCAAAAGUUCUUAUCGUCCGACAUCAUCGGGUGCAAAGGCAAGCCGUACGUCUGGGUCGACGAAGACCACUACAAAGGCGUCAAGGAUUUAAUCGAUAAAAUGGAGAACUCUUCGCUCACGCUUUACAUCAUCAUGUGGUCCAUCCAAACGUUCUCCAUCGCUGGCAAGGAAAACACGCCGCUGGCGCGCCUCCACUACCGCUACGUGGAGCUGCUGAACAACCCGCCCCCCGCCGAGCGCCGUUGCAUCGACUACUUGGAGCCGAUGCUGCGCCAAUAUUAUCUGGACCACUUGCGGAUGGCACACGUCUAUCUACGAGACGACCUGCCACGCAUUUCUCAGAUGCAGGCCAUGCAAGCCAUGAAGAGGCUGGUGGAGGCGCUCAAGGGAUUUCUACAGCACUCGGCACUGGCCGAGUUGGACGUUGCCAAGGCGACCAGCAUGCUGGACGGCGUCAAGUUCGAGCUCUUCUACCCCGGCAAGCUUAACGAGCCCGGAUUCAGCGAUGCUCACUACGCAUUAGCUUUUGCUGCCCCGGUGGCCAAUACCUUCGUUUUCCUAUGACCCACUGUACAUGCCCGGCAUUGAUACAAUCUACGUACCUUACCCGGUGUUCGCGUGGGCCUACAUGCACAGCCGGAGCAAACUG